This is a messenger RNA of Ambispora gerdemannii, 543 nucleotides long. Lineage: Eukaryota; Fungi; Glomeromycota; Glomeromycetes; Archaeosporales; Ambisporaceae. The record is from the annotation of a GenBank genome assembly.
AUGAGCCUCGAAGCCGCACGAAAAACGGUUUUUAUUACAGUCGGCUCUACAGGCUUCGACGACUUAGUUCGCAUAACAACGUCUGUUUCUUUUUUAGAACUCGUCUCCUCGUUGGGAUAUACCCGUGUAUUAGUACAAUAUGGUAAAAGUCAUAGUAUCUUUAAUGGAUCGGUUGCAAAAGACAUAAAGGCCUCGAAUGGUCAGUAUGCGAAACUGUCGAAAAUAAAAGUUGAUGGCUACGAUUAUAAAUCAUCUUUACGCGACGAUAUGGAAAAUGCAGAGCUGAUAAUUAGUCAUGCUGGCUCUGGAUCCAUUUUAGAAUCGUUACGACUCCAUAAGAAAUUGAUUGUAGUAGUCAAUGACGCGCUAAUGAACAAUCAUCAAAAUGAACUGGCAGUUGAGCUGUCAUCUCACAGAUAUCUCUUGUAUAGUUCUGUCAGUGAUUUAUUGGAAACCCUUAAAUCACGACGUUAUGAAGAAUUAGUACCAUUUCCAGCGCAUAAUGAGAAUUUAUUUGUGAAUAUUUUGGAUGAAGAAAUGUGA